Messenger RNA from Mus musculus (house mouse), 2954 nucleotides. RefSeq names its product cyclin dependent kinase 11B (gene Cdk11b). Lineage: Eukaryota; Metazoa; Chordata; Mammalia; Rodentia; Muridae. Gene Ontology annotation, biological process: regulation of transcription by RNA polymerase II; regulation of cell cycle. The transcript is spliced from 22 exons. Gene Ontology annotation, cellular component: chromosome, centromeric region; nucleoplasm; cytoplasm. The coding region runs from base 1484 to 2803 and encodes 439 amino acids. Gene Ontology annotation, molecular function: cyclin-dependent protein serine/threonine kinase activity; protein serine kinase activity; protein serine/threonine kinase activity. The record is from RefSeq and is marked validated.
GCUGUUCCUUCCCAGACUCCAGGACCGGCUGCGGCGGCUGUAGCGGCGCAGGGGCCUCCCCGCGUCCUGGAGCUUUCUCAUACAACCUUUUGACACCUAAGGCAGAGUGUGUUGAGUGCGAGGCACUGAAAUGACCUGGAUGGUCUUUCAUCCUAGAACAGUACCGUUACGUGGAUGAUGAUGGUUGCGUUUUACGGAAAACACUGAGUGUUUUAACUCAAAUGGGUGAUGAAAAGGACUCUUGGAAAGUGAAAACGUUAGAUGAAAUUCUCCAGGAAAAGAAACGAAGGAAAGAACAAGAGGAGAAAGCAGAGAUAAAACGCUUAAAAAAUGUAAGCUAUGUUUUUUAAGUAAGUGGUUUUCUUAAAGAAGAUUUAAUUUCUUUGCCCUCAUUUUUCCAUUAGAACAACGCUUCUUCGGUGAAGUUCUUUUGUACUUCCAAAUGUCACAGUCUGAUGACCGCGAUUCCAAAAGGGAUUCCCUUGAGGAGGGGGAGCUGAGAGAUCACCGAAUGGAGAUCACAAUCAGGAACUCACCAUAUAGAAGAGAGGAUUCUAUGGAAGACAGAGGAGAGGAGGAUGAUUCUCUGGCCAUCAAACCACCCCAGCAAAUGUCUCGGAAAGAAAAGGCUCAUCACAGAAAAGACGAGAAAAGAAAAGAGAAACGUCGACAUCGUAGCCAUUCAGCAGAGGGAGGGAAACAUGCCAGAGUGAAAGAGAAAGAAAGGGAGCACGAACGCCGGAAACGCCACCGAGAAGAACAAGAUAAAGCUCGAAGGGAGUGGGAAAGACAGAAGAGGAGGGAAAUGGCGAGAGAACAUUCCAGAAGAGAGAGGGACCGCCUGGAGCAGUUAGAAAGGAAGAGGGAGCGGGAGCGCAAGCUGAGGGAGCAGCAGAAGGAGCAGCGGGAGCAGAAGGAGCGGGAACGGAGGGCAGAGGAGCGCCGCAAAGAGAGAGAAGCGCGUAGGGAAGUCUCUGCACAUCACCGUACCAUGAGGGAGGAGUACAGUGAUAAGGGGAAGGUUGGCCACUGGAGCCGCAGCCCUCUGAGGCCACCAAGAGAGCGCUUUGAGAUGGGAGACAACCGGAAGCCAGGAAGAGGCCUCAUCAGGUAAAAGCUCUUGCUGAAUGGGAUCCACAUGACGGAAGGAGAAAACUCCUUGCACAGGUUGUCCUCUGACCUCCACACAUGCUCCUAAUGAGUAAAAGAAGAGAAGGUGGAAGAGAGAGACUUGUUGUCAGACCUCCAAGACAUCAGUGACAGCGAGAGGAAAACCAGCUCAGCUGAGUCUUCAUCAGCAGAAUCAGGCUCAGGUUCUGAAGAGGAGGAGGAGGAAGAAGAAGAGGAAGAAGAAGAAGAAGGGAGCACCAGUGAAGAAUCAGAGGAAGAAGAGGAAGAAGAAGAGGAGGAGGAAGAAGAGGAGACUGGGAGCAACUCUGAGGAGGCCUCUGAACAGUCCGCAGAAGAAGUCAGUGAUGAGGAAAUGAGUGAAGAUGAAGACAGAGAAAACGAGAACCACAUCUUGGUUGUUCCAGAGUCACGAUUUGACCGAGAUUCUGGGGACAGUGAAGAAGGGGAGGAAGAAGUUGGUGAAGGGACUCCACAGAGCAGUGCCCCCACCGAAGGAGACUAUGUUCCUGACUCUCCAGCACUGUCACCUAUUGAGCUAAAACAAGAACUGCCCAAAUACCUGCCAGCCCUGCAGGGAUGCAGGAGUGUAGAGGAGUUUCAGUGUCUGAACAGGAUUGAAGAAGGCACCUAUGGGGUGGUCUACAGAGCAAAGGACAAGAAAACAGAUGAAAUUGUGGCUCUGAAGCGGUUAAAGAUGGAGAAGGAGAAGGAAGGCUUCCCAAUCACGUCGCUGAGGGAAAUCAACACCAUCCUCAAGGCCCAGCACCCCAACAUCGUCACCGUCAGGGAAAUUGUUGUGGGAAGUAACAUGGACAAGAUCUACAUUGUGAUGAACUACGUGGAACAUGACCUCAAGAGCCUAAUGGAGACCAUGAAGCAGCCCUUCCUGCCAGGGGAGGUGAAGACCCUGAUGAUUCAGCUGCUGAGUGGGGUAAAGCACCUCCAUGACAAUUGGAUCCUACACCGUGACCUGAAGACCUCUAACCUCCUGCUGAGCCAUGCUGGCAUUCUCAAGGUGGGCGACUUUGGGCUGGCUCGGGAGUAUGGUUCACCCCUAAAGGCCUACACUCCAGUUGUUGUAACCCUGUGGUAUCGUGCCCCAGAACUACUGCUUGGUGCUAAGGAAUACUCCACAGCUGUGGACAUGUGGUCGGUAGGCUGCAUAUUUGGAGAACUGCUGACACAGAAACCUCUGUUCCCUGGGAAGUCAGAUAUUGAUCAGAUUAACAAGAUUUUCAAGGACCUGGGUACUCCUAGUGAGAAAAUCUGGCCUGGCUAUAAUGACCUCCCAGCCGUCAAGAAGAUGACCUUCAGCGAGUAUCCCUAUAACAACCUCCGCAAGAGAUUUGGGGCUUUGUUAUCAGAUCAAGGCUUUGAUCUCAUGAACAAGUUCCUGACAUACUACCCUGGCAGGAGGAUCAACGCAGAAGAUGGCCUCAAGCACGAAUAUUUCCGAGAGACUCCCCUCCCCAUCGACCCAUCCAUGUUCCCCACGUGGCCUGCCAAGAGUGAGCAGCAGAGAGUGAAGCGAGGCACGAGUCCACGGCCUCCUGAGGGCGGCCUGGGCUACAGCCAGCUGGGUGAUGAUGACCUGAAGGAGACGGGCUUCCACCUCACCACCACCAACCAGGGAGCCUCAGCUGCAGGCCCUGGCUUCAGCCUCAAGUUCUGAGGUCGGCUUGAUGGACGUGGCCCGACUAGGUGGUGACAGCCAGACCUGCUGAUGCUGAAUCAGGGCAGCUUGGUUGUUUUUUCCACGUUGUUUGUUUUGGGGCAGGUUGUAAAUUUGUAGAAUUAAAUGAAAUUUUCCUUUUGGAGGGAAA